Molecule: messenger RNA, 2169 nt
Organism: Zingiber officinale
Lineage: Eukaryota; Viridiplantae; Streptophyta; Magnoliopsida; Zingiberales; Zingiberaceae
Product: ribosome-recycling factor, chloroplastic-like
Exons: 11
Coding region: 121-978 (285 amino acids)
Biological process (GO): plastid translation
Cellular component (GO): chloroplast
Molecular function (GO): ribosomal large subunit binding
Source: RefSeq, a predicted model, not a curated record
UAAAAACCGACCCGAUCCGAUAGAGUGACGGCCGCGUGGCCGCUCUGCCCCCUUAUCCCCUGCCUCGUCGUAUCUCCAUAGUUCGCUCCGUCCUCUCCCCCUUCUCGCCAGUAGCCUCCGAUGGCUCUUCGAUCCCUGUCUUUCUCCCAGUUCGUCCAUCCAAGCCUCAGAGCUCCUGGUCUCUCGCCAUCGCGAACCCUUUGCGUCAGAAUACCAGAAAAUGUCCAUAAUGGAAAUAUGUACACGCAUUUGUCCUCAUGGAGCUCAUCUUUUACCUAUUCAAUUUUAAAGGAGGGAACAACUGCAUUCUUUUGCAAGAACUUGGGCAAUAAUAAACACUUCAAGAGAAGAAAAGGAAUCAUCAAGUGUGCAACCAUUGAAGAAAUCGAGGCUGAGAAAUUGGUGAUUGAGAAGGAUGCUAGAGAUAGGAUGGAGAGGACUAUUGAAACUGUCCGGACAAGUUUUAAUGCAGUGAGAACAGGAAGAGCAAAUCCUUCCAUGCUUGACCGUGUUGAGGUUGAGUACUAUGGAACUCCUGUCAGCUUGAAGAGCAUUGCACAAAUCAGUACACCAGAUGGAAGCACUCUUCUUGUGCAGCCGUAUGACAAAUCUAGCUUAAAAACUAUUGAGAAGGCAAUAGUAAGUUCUGACAUCGGUUUAACACCAAACAAUGACGGAGAGGUGAUACGACUAAGCAUCCCUCAAUUGACAUCUGAGCGAAGAAAGGAGUUAUCCAAAGUUGUUGCAAAACUCACCGAGGAAGGAAAGGUUGCAAUAAGAAAUAUACGAAGAGAUGCAAAUAAAGCCUAUGAGAAACUUGAGAAAGAGAAGAAACUUUCAGAAGAUAAUGUUAAAGAUCUGUCAAGUGAUCUUCAAAAACUGACUGAUGACUACAUGAAGAAGGUUGACGCCAUUCAAAAACAGAAGGAAAAGGUAAAAUCCCAGGAAAAUACAUACUUUUCUUCAUAUAUCCACUAGUAACACAACAUUUUAUAUCUAUUCAUAAAUACCAUUGUUCUAUCUACUUUGCUAGUUUGACCAUUUAAUCACCUACCAAUGAUUAAGGGAUUGUACAUUGGAUUCAUGUGUUUCUAUCUCUUGGUAACAUACCAGCCUGUGGUCUCUUUUGCCUCAUAUGCCCCCCACUUAUAAGCUGUCUUUUUCACUAGACAUUUGUUUGGUAUCUCAGGUUCAAAAGAACCAAAAUGCUGUCUCACAAAAAUGAUGCUUACUAAAAUCAUCUCCAUCUUAGUUUCAAAGUUUUUGACUUUUACUUCAUCUCAAACUUUUGGGUUAUAUUAGUCUGUCUGAAUAAAAUUUGGGAUGUGUGUUUCUCAUAAGAGACAGCGCUAGUGGAGCAAAGUUGCACUGAGUAGUACUACAAGUGGUCAGUUUACUAAUUGUUCAAUUUACGGAAACCUCACUUAUCUAAUCUAUCAAAUCUAAUGUUGGUUAUGAGACUUUAAGGAGAAUAUCAGAUGAUUUUCAAGUUUAGAACAUGUGGAAGCAUUAAUAAAUUUGUACAUUUCAAAGUUUGUGCUUCCGGUUGAUUUCCAUGUCACACCAAUGAUUGCAACCUUGCUACCAGUUCUACCCUAGUUUUCUCUACUCAAGUAAAAUUUUGUUCUUGUUAAGAAUUAAGAUGAUAUUAAGGUUGUAACUAAAGUUGAAACUUGGUGCAUUCCAGACAACUCAUUUUGUUGUAGUUUAUAUUAUCUGAGCCUACUAUAUAUGGAAUUUCUAUCUGCUUUUUCUUCGAUGAUGUCCUAUAAUAUUGUCUAUCAUCUUACAGGAACUGUUAACAGUAUAGCACCGCGCCUUACAAACCAUGUGCAUCCAUUAACUUCUUUUGCUGGCAAUUGAUACUAGGACUUGAAGACCUACACUGCAUUUGCUGAAGGUUUCUACGGCGUAUAAUAGUGAAUUGUCUCUCUUGAGGUCUCACCUUGUUGAUAAAGCGCAUGGUCAGAAUGCAAGCAACAAAGAAGUCCGUAAUUUUGUCUUCCUACCGGAUUUUAUUUUGCGUUUUUUGGUAGACAUUUUUUUACUGUUGCUUGUUUCGAUAAAAGAUUCAAUGUGAUCCAUUAUGAACUCAGAAGGUCAGAGUGUAAGUCGAUGAAAUGGUCUUUUUAGAAUGCAAGAGCAAAUUCAACAUUUUUAGAAGGAUAA